Messenger RNA from Peronospora belbahrii, 792 nucleotides. The record is from the annotation of a GenBank genome assembly. Lineage: Eukaryota; Oomycota; Peronosporomycetes; Peronosporales; Peronosporaceae.
AUGGCGAUCAAGAUCUUGGCCUUCCUGGCCACAGUGUUUCUAUGUAGUACAUGCUCUACCGCUGAUGAGAAAGCUGCUCCUACACAAGCGCAUGCUAGUCAUAUUCUUGUGGACACGGAAGCUGAAGCAGACAAGUUAAAUGCUCAAUUGAGCGAGGCUUCCAACCUCUUUGUCAUGUUUGCCCAGCUUGCCAAGGAGCAUAGUAAAUGUCCAUCCAGUAAUAAAGGAGGAGAUCUAGGAACAUUUGGUCGUGGUCAAAUGGUGCCUGCGUUUGAUCAAGUUGCUUUUGAGGGAGAGAUUGGAGUCGUGCACAAGGUCAAGACUCAGUUUGGAUGGCAUUUGGUGCUUAUCUCCCGUCGACUGGACGGAACGGAAGAGCCGGAUAAGUUUUGCACUCUGAAAGAUCUCCUGAUGAAGAUUAUGCCAUUUCUUAGUCCUGUCAUUCUCAUCAUUAUUAUGGUCCUGGGAGCUCGUAAAGGCAAAGGUGGACCUCGAGCUCGUGCGUACCAUAUUUUACUCAAAUCGGAGGACGAAGCGGACAAAUUGUUCAAGGAAAUUGACGCUGCAGACGAUAAAAAGGCAAAAUUAUCGGAACUUGCGGGUAAGUACAGUACGUGUCCGUCGGGCAGAAAAGGAGGUGACCUUGGAAUGUUUGGACGCGGAGAGAUGGUGCCCCAGUUUGAUAAGGUCGUGUUUGAGGGUCAAGUGGGUACGUUGGCUAAGGUGCAGACGAAGUUUGGGUGGCAUGUGCUGCUUUGCACGGAGCGUCUUGGAGACAAGAAGUCCAAAUAA